Vespa crabro (European hornet) is the source of this 818-nucleotide messenger RNA. It is a transcript of the gene RpI12, whose product is annotated as DNA-directed RNA polymerase I subunit RPA12. Gene Ontology annotation, cellular component: RNA polymerase I complex. NCBI's taxonomy places the organism in Eukaryota, Metazoa, Arthropoda, Insecta, Hymenoptera, Vespidae. The coding region runs from base 41 to 469 and encodes 142 amino acids. The transcript is spliced from 4 exons. The record is from RefSeq and is a predicted model, not a curated record. Gene Ontology annotation, biological process: termination of RNA polymerase I transcription; DNA-templated transcription. Gene Ontology annotation, molecular function: zinc ion binding; nucleic acid binding; DNA-directed RNA polymerase activity.
UACGACCUCAGUCGUCUCUCAACGUUCUUACGAGUAGCAUAUGCUUCAUCUACCUGAAUGGCAGUUUAUUUUUAAGAAUAAUAAAAGAAAAAUGGCUCAAGAUAAUAAUACCGUGUCAUUCAAGACAGCGCCAGGAUUUUGUCCAGAUUGCGGAUCGAUUCUUCCUCUGUUAGGUGACAAGGGCAAUGUAACUUGUUAUUCCUGUAAACGAAGCUGGGGACAUGAAGUUUUUGGCGACAUGGCUAUGACUUAUACUAUAUCUUUUAAAUCAAAGAGUUCUUACUCUCAUACAAAAGAGACCGAUGACAAUGAUCAGGAUGGUGAUGGUCCAAUAGUCGAACGUCGAUGUCCACAGUGUCAAAAUGAAAAAAUGUCAUAUGCAACAUUGCAAUUAAGAUCAGCCGAUGAAGGACAAACUGUGUUUUAUACAUGUACCAAGUGCAAAUUCAAAGAAACAGAAAAUUCGUGAUUUGGAUAUGUUUUGGGUCUUUCUAUCUUUGAAAUGAAAAAUUUUAAACAUUAGAAUUUAAUUAAUUUCAAUACGAUCACUCUCUUCUAAUAAAACAUAGAACUUUAUUUAUGAUACACUCAACAAAUGAUGAAUGAGAAGGGUAUAUAAGUAUUUUUAUAAUUCUACAGGGUCAAUAGUACAAUUUUGUUAUAACAAUAUAUGGAUAUCUUAAUUAAAUAGUAAUUAAGUAAUUUCAUAUAUACAGUAUGUCAGCAUAAAAGGUAACAAUUAUUUUAAUAAAUUCAUUUUGAUCCACUUUUAAAACUGUUAUGAUGUAGUGGUCCUUUGAUUAAAAAAUCUUAUUAGU